Molecule: messenger RNA, 528 nt
Organism: Hyaloperonospora brassicae
Lineage: Eukaryota; Oomycota; Peronosporomycetes; Peronosporales; Peronosporaceae
Source: the annotation of a GenBank genome assembly
AUGACCGACCGCACGGACGCCAACCUGCGCGCCUCGUCGCCUUCCAAUAAGUUCAGCAGCAGCAGCAGCAAAGGCGCGGCCAACUUCCGCACGGAGGAGAUUCGGGGUUAUUUGCUGAAAAAAACGCGCGAAGGCAAGUGGCAGAAGCGCUGGUUCGAGACAAAUGGCUGCUUCCUCACGUACUACAAGAAACAAGACGGCCCCGGUCUUUUUACUAUUGAACUGAACGAGCGCGUGUAUACGAUCAAAGCGAGCUCCCAUGAUGAAGCCGCAUUUUGGGUCGACGCGCUGCUUUGGCGUCAAGCUGGCGGCAUGGUCAAAAAGUCGUUGGAGGUGAACAAGCAGACAGUUGGUGACGUGCCCUCGAUGGAUCUGGCAGAUAGUGUCUGCAGCUCAGCAGCUUCUACUCCUACCAACUCUAUGUACGCGGAAAAGAUGGGCCUGCAUCACGCAGACGUGAUGUCUAUCAAUCCGGAUAAUGUGGGCAAAAAUGGAGCUCCGUGUGCAGCCUGCUGCGUUGUGCAAUAA